Rotaria sp. Silwood2 is the source of this 570-nucleotide messenger RNA. Lineage: Eukaryota; Metazoa; Rotifera; Eurotatoria; Philodinida; Philodinidae. The record is from the annotation of a GenBank genome assembly.
AUGCCAGAACCAUCAUCACCAGAACAUGUUUACGGAUUCAAUAAAUGGUCUGAUCUUGGUUAUUCCACAAUUGAUAUGCUUUAUUUACGACCUGUACGAUGGUUUCAUCGAAAUGUAGUCGAACGUCUUCGUGGUUCAUCUUAUCCAUAUUAUCAUCGUAAAUUUGGUACUGUUAAAACAAUCGAUCAAUGUGAAAUUCAAGAUCAAAUAUGUUUUUAUGAAGCUGAAAUGGCUUAUUUACGUGAAAAACGUAUUGAUACAAUGAUCGUAGAAAUUCUUCAUGAUCGUUUAACACGUUGCAUUGCAUAUGAAGGUCGUAUUGAUGCAUUAGAUAAAUGUGCUAAAGAAAAAGAUGCUUUAUUUGAAUCACAUGCUAAUUGGUAUCAAAAAUAUGGUGAAAUGGGUGUACCACAUAGUUGUGUUGAUGCUUAUAUGAAACAAAAACAUCUUAUGAUAUGGAUGCGUCGUCAUCCUGAAGUGGAUCUUAAAGGAUGGGGAACUGAACGUGAUUAUGAACGUAAAACAAAGGAAUAUAUCAAGAGCAUUCCCAUGCCAAUGGAAAUUCGAUAG